This is a messenger RNA of Penicillium angulare, 2535 nucleotides long. RefSeq names its product putative DUF221 domain protein. The coding region runs from base 1 to 2535 and encodes 844 amino acids. The record is from RefSeq and is a predicted model, not a curated record. Gene Ontology annotation, cellular component: plasma membrane. Lineage: Eukaryota; Fungi; Ascomycota; Eurotiomycetes; Eurotiales; Aspergillaceae. The transcript is spliced from 3 exons. Gene Ontology annotation, molecular function: calcium-activated cation channel activity.
AUGUCUUUAACACAAUCCGCGUCAACGUCAAUGUUGACCGUGCUUGGCGACAAGUUGGAUGGCGGAGCUCGGCGGGGUUGGGGAGAUCAGAUCGAUGGGCGGGAUCUGUAUACACAGUUCAUAAUAAGUUUUGCUCUCGGGCUUGGUGCUUUCUUGUCUUUUUGUGUUCUGCGACCAAAAUGGGCAGAACUAUAUGCUGCGCGGAGACAACAAAGGUCUUCUGCAUCGCGACUCCCAGAACUACCGGAUAGCUUCUUUGGGUGGAUACCUGUUCUGUAUCGUAUUACAGAUGAAGAGGUUCUACAAUCAGCUGGCUUAGAUGCCUACGUGUUCCUGUCAUUCUUCAAGUAUUCGAUUCGACUAUUACUCUGGGUCUUUGCCUUCGCAGUUGGAAUUAUUCUUCCGGUUCACUACAGAUAUACCGGCAGAUAUGGAGUUCCGGGCUGGGACGACGACACUACACCUGGGGAAAAUAAAACCAUGCGCGCAAUCAAAUUACUAGGAAGGAAAGAUACAGAUCCCGUCACGGACCCUCCUUACCUGUGGAUCUAUGUCGUCUUCCCCUAUAUCUUCAGUGGCCUGGCUAUUUACUUGCUACUCCAAGAAACAAAUCGCAUCAUUCACACCCGACAAACCUAUCUGGGUAAUCAGACAAGCACGACUGAUCGCACUGUACGCCUCUCGGGAAUUCCGUCAGAGUUGAAAACAGAAGACGAGAUAAAAGAUUUCGUGGAAGGUUUGCGUGUUGGAAAAGUCGAGACUGUGACUCUGUGUCGUAAAUGGUUUGAGUUGGACGCCUUGGUCGAUGAACGAAUGCAAGUCAUUCGUUCGCUGGAGCGGGCAUGGACAAAACAUAUUGGAUAUAAGCGCCCACGGAGCGAUGACAAUACCCUGCCACUAACCCGCCAACCUCCUCACUCAUCAAGUCGAUCAAUAGAUUCCGACGAUGAAAACGCACAAUUACUUUCAGGAGGUGAACGUGCCCAUGUAUCUGGAUAUUCUAACCCCCGACCGAAGACCCGUAUAUGGUAUGGUCCAUUCAAGCUACGAUUCCGCUCCAUUGAUGCCAUCGAUUAUUACGAGGAAAAACUGCGCAAGAUUGAUGAGCACAUUAUCGCUGCUCGAGAAAAAGAAUACCCUCCUACGGAGAUUGCCUUCGUAACGAUGGAAUCGAUUGCUGCCUCCCAGAUGCUUGUUCAGGCGACUUUGGACCCGCAUCCCAUGCAAAUGUUUGCUCGACUUGCUCCAGCACCUGCUGAUGUGGUUUGGAAAAACACAUACGUCUCGCGCAGCCGUAGAAUGAUGCAGUCAUGGUUCAUCACUGUUAUUAUUGGGUUUUUGACCAUUUUUUGGUCUGUUCUUCUGGUGCCGAUUGCCUCUCUUCUAGAACUGGAGACAUUGCACAAGAUUUUUCCUCCGCUAGCCGAUGCUCUUGCCGAACACCCCCUUGUGCAGUCCUUGGUUCAGACAGGUCUACCGACUCUCGCGUUCUCGCUUUUGACUGUGGCUGUGCCAUAUGUAUACGAAUGGCUUUCAAGCAAACAAGGGAUGAUGUCCCGUGGAGACGUCGAGCUUUCUAUCAUCUCUAAGAACUUCUUCUUCACGUUCUUCAAUCUGUUCUUGAUCUUCACUGUCUUUGGAACAGCAAGUGGGUUCUAUGGACUAUGGGAUAACCUGCGUGAUGCAUUCAAGGAUGCCAAGACGGUUGCCCUAGCAUUGGCCACUUCUUUGGAAGGUCUCGCUCCUUUCUACAUCAAUCUAUUAGUCCUGCAAGGCUUGGGUCUUUUCCCUUUUCGACUACUCGAAUUCGGCAGUGUUGCCCUUUACCCUUUGAGAUUUCUUGGGGCACGAACACCCCGCGAAUUUGCGGAGUUGUCUACGCCUCCUAAGUUCAGCUACGGGUUUUCGAUCCCACAAACCAUUCUCAUCUUGAUCAUCUGUAUUGUUUACAGUGUCUUCCCCAGCUCAUGGCUCAUUUGCUUUUUCGGCCUGGUCUACUUCACUAUUGGCAAGCUCAUUUACAAGUACCAGCUACUUUACGCCAUGGAUCACCAGCAGCAUUCUACCGGUCGAGCUUGGCCCAUGAUUUGUAACCGAGUGUAUGUCGGCUUGGUUCUAUUCCAGCUUGCCAUGAUCGGUGUUCUGGCCCUUCGUCGAAGUAUCACUCGUCCUUUACUUCUGGUGCCCCUUCUUGGCUUUACCGUUUGGUUCAGCUACUGGUUCGCUCGCACAUACGAACCAUUAAUGAAGUUCAUCGCUUUAAAGAGCAUUAAUCGAGACCAACCAGGCGGAGACAAUACCCUGUCCCCAUCCCCCGCAUCCACCACAUUUUCGCCACCAUCCGGUCUAGACCGCGAUGCACUGCCUAUUCGCAUCGGCGGGCGAGAACUUGAGCUGCGGCUAAGGAAGUACGUCAACCCAAGCCUUCUUGUGCCCCUUCAUGAUGCCUGGCUCCCAGGUCGCAAUUCUGCUCACGGAAAUGGUGCGACUUUGCACGAAACCAACAACAAUACCUCGAACCAUCUCUCUGUUUGA